GCUGAAGGACAGCAGGCAGUGAGUGAGCCUGGAACUCCUGGGUUUCCUCAAUAUUUUCGCUUUGAAACUUCUUUAUAUUUAUUUUGUCUGUCUCCCAGGACAGAGAAUGAGUCAGGACAACUUCCCCAAAAGUCUCAGUAAACAAGCUUUCCCAAGCUGGACCCCACCAACUGGCAACCUACAGAAGAUUCUGCAGGAGGGCGAAUUCAAUAUCUUAGGCGGAUCAGUGGUCUUUGAGAGCAACUUUGUCCAGGUGACUAGGAGGGGUGAAUAUGUUGGCAUCCAAAACCAUCCCAACGUCAUCACUUUGGGCAUUUUGGCCAGCAAUCCCAAACUGCUGCUUCCUGACCUGAUGAUCGUUGCCUGGGAAAAAGAAAACGAGACAUCCAAAGAACUGCAAAUAUCUCGGUUGAUCCCUCUGAGUCUAGUGGAUAUUUUCGUUCAUGACCUGAGCGAGCGACGCCUGAAAUUACAUUUGGUGACGGGGCAAAAAUACUACCUGCAGCUCUCUGCCCCCGAGGAUGAAGAGGACUUCCUUUUUGAACGUUGGAUUAGCCUCAUUUACCUGUUGCGUGUGGCCAGUGGCAAGAUCAGCACUCCAGUGAGCAUGACCCCAAGGGGCUCUGCACCUCGUGCUGAUGCCAAGCAGCACUGGCUCCCAGCCGUCAUGGUUCAAGAUUUUCAGCAGCUCAAGCAGCAUCCAAGCCAGGCCAGUUCCUCCUAUGAGAACCAAACCUUCACACCGAGUAUUUCCAUUGCUUCAAGGCAGAGUAUCCUAAAACCAGGGUCUGGAGGAUGCAGUUCUCAAGGAACACUUGGACUCUCCACCAAUGAGCCUGAACAGCAGUACACUUCCAGUGAAAAGACUCAGGCCUCUAGACCAAAGAAGCAAUCCAAGUCCAAAAGGGCUUCUGCCCGCUCUCCUACACGAUCCUGUGUCUCAACUGGUGUAGGGACUUCAGAACACAGUACACUGUCCGUGGGUGUUGGGCCUUCUCUGCCAUCUACCGUCUCAAGAGCAGCUGGUCCCUCCAAACCAGGUAGCCAGCUGAGUGCCGGAGGAAGCAGCCAGAGGAGGGAUGUUGGACAUGCCAGUGUCUCAAAAGUGAAGAAAGACCCCAGUGUCAAAACACCAGAAGAAUCUGAACCCACCGCUGUUAAAUUAGAAAGGAGCCAAAAAUUCUUAUCAUUGGUACAAGCCCAAAGUCUGUUACCAAAAGACAGCCAGGACCUCAGGGAAAAGCGCACCACAGAAUCCCAGAACAGAACUGCAGGUCGGUCAAACCCCCGCAGGCCUCCGUCACGAGAAGGCUCAGCCUCCCACAGCAUGUCAAGGGAGCAAAGUCAUCGUGUAGCUAAAGCUGAUUCUCCAAGAGCACCAUUAGCCACCAGUGCCCAAAGAUCAGUGGCUGUAGGCCCAUCAGAUGUGUAUGAUAGUUCAGUGGCCAGUGAACCUUCUGCUGCAGGUCCCAUGUUGGUGGCAGCUGGCCCAUCUGGAGCAACCUCAGUGGGGACCAAGGGCUCUGAUGUUAAAACCAAGCCUUCGGAAGCUGUGAAGGAGGUGGAGAAGGGAGCUGCAGAGACUGGAGACAGACUCUUAUCUAGAGAGCUGUCAGUAAAAUCUAAAGCUUCUGAGAAAUAUGGGACCUCUGCUGCUCCUCCUAAGCCAGAGACUCGGCCAACUUCUUUGAGCCCCACACCAGAGGGGCAGCGCUCUCGUUCUUGGAGCCCCAAAAGGAAAAGCAGCAGGGGGUCAAAAUUCCACAAGACAACAGUGUCAGCCGCAAUGGGGCCUUCCCAACCAGGUUUGAGGACUGUGGCUGUGGGGCCCUCCAAGAUGGUUAGCCCGGCUCAAACCAGGUCCCAAAGCCGAACAUCAGAAGCAGAUAAACGAAGUAAGCCGAAGGCAAGACCCGGCAGAGAGAAGAGAGGGGAGCCGAGCAGUGCCCUAGACAAAAAGGAAUCAACUGGGGACCAGGCGACCACGUCCAGAAGUAAACUGAAAUCGGCUAUGAGCUCAGCCAAAAAAAGAAGCAGCCUUACCUUCGUAACUAUCUAUUCCGCUUUGUCCUCAUCUAUGGAGAGAUUAAAGGACUCAAAAAACAAGGACGAAGCUAAGUUCGUCCUACAAGAUGAGAUCACAGAUGUGUCUUCCAAGUCAUCCAAGCAUGUGACAAUCUCAGGUGUGAUAGGUCCAUCAGGGAGAAACUUCUUGCCACACGAACUGAGAGAUUCUUCUGAACUCAGCGGAGCUGGCAUGUCCGGGAUGGAUGCAGGUUCCAAAACAGGAGCUAUGCUGGGGACAGAAGCAGAAAACCAACCAAUCCAGACAUUGACAGCUGCAAGAGGCUCUGAGGCAAAUGCCACUGCGGUAAAUGCAAGACCCUCCAAUAGAGGUGACACUUCUGGAGCAGCAGGACAAUCCCAGAAGCACAGCAGACCACCUGACAGAUCCCGUAUUUCUGUGAGGGCAGGUCCCUCACAGAAGCUCAGCACACAGGAUCCAAAAGACCCAAGCGUGAAAUCCCGUAUUUCUGAGGGAGCAGGUGGUCCCUCUGCAAUAGAAACCAAAUCUGUGGCUAUGGGGCGCUCAGGGAGAAUCACAGUUUCUGAAGCACCUGGUCCUUCUAUGCAGAGAUUAAAGACUGCAGAAUUUGAAGAAUUGACCACAAGAGCCCAGCAGCAGAGCAGGGAAGCUCACACAGAGUCUGGAGCUGUUUCCCACAAAUCCAAGUUUUCAAAGAUAUCUGGCCUUCUCGCCAAAUCCCGUAUUUCAGUGGGUGUGGGUCGCUCACUGAUUAAUACGGUUUCUAAAGCAGUUGGCUUCUCAAAGACAAGCAACACGCAAAAACCAAGCCUCUUAAAAUCUGGUGGGUGGCUAACAAAUGUGAAGAAGAAAGACAAGUCUGAAGGCAAGAGGAAGUCUCCUCAGAAAUCCAGAGCAGCUGAUGCCUCUCCUAGGCCCAGCAAUCGUCCAUCCAGAGCUGUGACUAGACCUCCCAGUCAGUCUGGCAGUCUUUCACCUGAAGACACAUCAGCCAGAAGGGGCAACUGAGCCAGUUUGAAAGGACUCUGUCUUGGUGUCUACAGCGUAUUUACUCCCAGCCUGAGUUGUGUAGUUAGCCAGUUUCCAAGUAGCCAGGAGUUGCAUCAGGAUUGAAAUAUGAGCAACUGAUUGCUACUGAUAUGCCAAGGAGCAAAGAUUAUUUUUUAAUUAUAUAAUUUUUAUUGGAAAAGUGAGUGUGUCUUAUUUCCUUUCCUGCCUUGACUGGGACGAGAUCUAGUCAGAAUACACAGAUUGUUGACAUGAGGAUCUUAUGCCUGUGACUGUGGACUAGAUGUUUGCCAUGCUGCAUCUCAUCUCUUCAGGUCAAGUGUGGCCCAUAGAACCCAGAAAUGGCAUCACCCACUGGCAGCAUUUGGCUGUGAGUCGAAUCAGGGCAGGGGAAGAGAGCAAGGAUUAAGUCCUAUGUGGCUUCAUUGCCUAGUGUUCAAAAGGUACCAGGAGGUACUUCCCAGAAUCCCAGCCUCUGAAGGUAAAGUCUCCCAGAUGGGAAUUGCCUCUAUUGGUGCUGCCUGCCUCCCCUCAGGCCAAACUCUCUGUCUCCCUAAGAGCCCGCACCCAAUAACUGGAGUCCUAGGCGACUGCCUAGGGAGAAAAGGAGCUCUUUGCAGCUUGCCUGCUGCUUCGAUUGCGGGCCAGCAGAACAAGCAGGAGAGACGGCGAAGAGGGCAAGUGGCUGAGAGGCUAUGGGGCUGGGCAGGGGGCAAUGGGGAGUCACAUGAGGUGCCUCUGGGGUGCCCCUCCAGGCAGUGGGGCCCCCAGACAACUGUCUCCCCUUGCCUUAUCAUUGUUAGCGCCUGGGGAGGACAUUUCCUAUUCUUCCAGGAAUGCCUUGCUGAAGACCUGAAAGUGGCCAUUCUAACAAAGAAUGUCAAAGGAAGGUUGCAGUACUAAACUUUAAUUUGAAUUUAUAACAGUGUUUGAUACUAUUGUCUGUGAUCUGAAUAAGAAACAAUUUCUACUACAUUACAAGAAUGAAUUAACACACAAACAUGGCUACCCCUCUAGAAAUGGUUACCUUUCCCUUGUGUGCCUGUAAGUCUGAGGGUGGGGCGGCCUGUGUCUCAUUUUUAAUUGAUACGAGGUGCUUUGAGUGACAAAAUUUGUUUGAAAAACAGGAUCUAAAUAAAUAAAUGAACAGAAUGUU
Molecule: messenger RNA, 4211 nt
Organism: Hemicordylus capensis (graceful crag lizard)
Lineage: Eukaryota; Metazoa; Chordata; Lepidosauria; Squamata; Cordylidae
Gene: GARIN5B
Product: golgi associated RAB2 interactor family member 5B
Exons: 11
Coding region: 107-3055 (982 amino acids)
Cellular component (GO): nucleus
Source: RefSeq, a predicted model, not a curated record